AGAGCCGUUGAGGAGAGAGGUCGACGAAACUAGUUGGGAAUAUUUUCUGAACAUUAUCAGCUGAUUUGAGGAUACACUUCGCUUGGUAUUAAAAUUUUAGUAGGACAUUGCCUUUGACCUUUAAUUCAGUUAAACAUUCAAUUCAAAGGACCAGUAUAUCAUAUUUAUCUGGUGAUGCGGAGUAUGGGAGAAGGUUUUAUUGAUGCCCAUCGUAGCACUUGUUAAUGAAGUGCUAUUUAAAGGAGUUUUAUUUGUGAAGCAGUUUUUAGGAUUAACACUGGAAGUUUUGUCAAUGCCUGGUGCAUUAAUGUUAGAUCGUCUGCCAGUGGGCUUGGAGGUUAAGAGGGCGCAGUUCAAGCUGGAUUUCCCCGUGGUUGGUCGGCCAACACUGGACACACUGGCUUCCCCGUGUCGCCCAGUGGCCAUGCCUAUCACCCUCUCAUCCCCGCCAACCAAGCGGCUUAGGAUAGAUAACGGGCCAGUCGGGUUACCGCCGAAACUGUGUCUCUUCAACACGGCCCCUCCGCGGCAGGUCAAAGCAAUCCACCCAAGCGACUUGGCCAACAAGAUGAACAGGGCCAAGGGACCAAUCUUACUCGAUUGUAGGUCAUUCUUAAACUUUAACCAGAAUCAUAUCCAAGGUGCUUUAAAUGUGACAUGCACGGACAGAUACAAUAAGAAGCGGUUGCAGCAGGGAAAAAUUACUCUAGUGGAUUUAAUCAGUUCCAAGGACGGCAAGGACUGUUACAGGAAGAAACAUAUGUUAAGGGACAUUAUUGUGUAUGAUGAGGGUACGUCUGAUCUCAGCUUGGUGACGCCCACAGAGCCUAUGCAACUCAUUGUCCAAUCUUUACUCAGGGACGGGAAAGAAGUGACAUUUCUAAAAGGUGGCAUUUCCGACUUCAAAAAGCAAUACCAUAGUCUUUGUGAGAACGCCUUAAAAUCCCAUCCACACUGCCCCCUCACACCCCUCCAAAGUCCGACCAGCAGCGCCAAUGAACCUGAUAUUGAAACUGCCAAUGCAUCUGCUGUUCUCAAAUUCCUUUAUUUAGGUAACGAGCGUGACGCUGCCAACCACCAGUUACUAAAAGACUUCAGGAUUACAUAUGUGUUGAACGUUACAUCUCACAUUCCGUGCUACUUUGAAAAUCAGGGCAUCAAAUAUAAACGACUUCCGGCGACGGACUGCGGGCAGCAAAAUCUUAGACAGUAUUUUGAGGAGGCUUUUCGAUUCAUCGAAGAAGCCUAUAAAAAUGAUGGCAAUGUCCUCAUCCACUGUCAAGCUGGCGUGUCAAGGUCAGCCACCAUGACCAUCGCUUAUAUCAUGAAACAUACGCAUCUCUCAAUGAUUGACUGUUACAAGUACGUCAAGGCCAGGCGGCCCAUCAUCUCACCAAACUUUAACUUCAUGGGACAACUCUUGGAGUUCGAACAAUGUCUAAACUCAGGAAAAAUACAGAGAACCAUAGAGCCAAUACUGCAGGGAUCGGAAGCUAACUGUUGAUGGAAACGAAAGGAAAUUGCCGACAAAACAUUCCAUCCUGAUGUGACAAACUGUUGGAUUCAAAAGACUUCCACAAAAUGAGGAAUAUGCUCUCUGCUUGUGACUAUCAUCAUCAGACACCAAACCUUCUAUCGUGUGGGACACGUGACUGUGUACCAAAUCUGACGUUAUGAAACUGUAAGUGGUGCCCCCUAUUGGUCAGUGGCGCCACCUAUAGAACCACCAGUUGUCAUGGCAACGCGGGUAAAGAUAAAUUGUGGACUUAGAUUUGCUCAUCAUUCCGUCUCAAUGACUAAAUGAGUGUAUAUGGAGACUUAAGAUAUCAAAAGUGGCAGCGUGGCUGCCCUCAUAUCAGAGAAAUAAGACUCUUUUUCUACCAAAUUUACGACGCCAUUUAUAAACUUAGAUCUACAAUACAUCUGUUUAUAAUAUGCAAGUGGUCUGCAGCCGACCUUUCUACAAUGCCAUGGGAACAACUUACAUAUCGUUUGGAGCAUUUACAGGUGCCAUUUUUAGAGAUAUUUUUGUACCAUGCAGUGUCAUCUAUAAAAUGCUUAAUUUAUGAUAUGUACCACCUAUAGCUGAAGGCAGUAUGGAAUAGAGUCAGAAAAGCAUACCGAAGGCAACGAUUUAUUAGAUAUCAAUGGACGUAAAACAUAAUCAUGCUUGAGAUUGGCGGCAAAAAGUAGUCAUGUUUCCAUAGUGGACGUGAUAAAAGUCAUGUGAUUCAGUGUUUUUUUCUUCCACAAUUAGGGAAAAGUCAUGUGGAGAAUCUUUACUGUUGACGCUAACUACUUCCCUUUCUGACAUGAGACAAUUUCUGAUUUCCUGGGUUUUCUCCAAUUUCGUUUUAUUAUGUCAUGUCUGUGAAAACCUUUUCCGAAAACAUAAAAAAUUAUCGGUUCAUUUCCUAAAAUCUUUGCUAUCAUGCAUCACGAUCGUGGGGUGUUCAGGAUACAGUCGUUGUAGAGAGGUUAAAAAAAUUAAGCGUUACGUGUCAAUACAUCUCUAAACCUCUCUGUUAAUUGCUACGUAUCUUAAUUACUGAAUCACAGACUUAAUAACUUGUACAAUCCUCAUUAACUCAUUAGAGUUGGGAUAGAUUUUUUCUCACUCCAAAUGACAUCCUCUCAAAGUCAAAAACAAAGGCAAGUGCAAUAUCAAUUGUUUGAUGAGGUACCAAUUAAUUUAUUCAUAAUGUGUCACCGAUGGCGCUGAAUAGGCCCAUCGUGUCAUCCAUCAUGUUAAUGCUUCCAUAAGAUCUCGGACUUGAAGUGGCAGAGAGGUUAAGCUGUAUUUGCCCGACGAAGGUGCAGCCCAUACCCCAACCUACAGCAGCUGGUCUUUUGUCAUGCUAAACACAGUCAUCAAACUCUCAAAGCAGACGAUGCUUGAUAUUUCGCAACAAAAGAUCAUCUGCAGCCAUUGUCGGCCUACACGCUUUUGGGCGAGUUGAGGUCAGGUUUGGAGCGUGUGCACAGAAACUGAAAAGUUAAGCUCUGGGCGCAAAGGUUGGGCAAAUGCCAUUAUUGGUGACUGCUAAUGGUCUAUCGAGUAUUUGCCGCGUGAAAAACAUUUCUCAUAGUGUGACCUGUACGGCAAAAUGAACAACCUUGGUCAGUAAUGGAUGUCCACUCGAGCAGAAACCAUAUAGUGACGGUUAGAUCAACUGCACUCGUUUAUCAUCAAUGUAUAUAUGAUGAAGUCGACUGGAAAUGAUUCUGAUGAACAUUCAAUUAAUUUUAUGUACUAGUACUUUCCUGGGGAACGAACGCAGUCACCUUGUGUUAGUCACCUCUUUGAUAUGCCGUGUCUAGUUACAUACCACAUGACCUUCUAAGCAAACACGGACAUUGGGUUCACGAAUUCAUUAAUAUCCUUUUCGGUCACUCUCACCCCAUCUUCAUCAAAUUUAUUCAAAAUACAAGAUCCUGGUUGCGUUUCCUUGAAGAAAACGAGUUUGGGUGAGAAUCGCUGACUCAGCGAAAUCCCUUGAUCGGCGAAGAUCUUUUGUUCCCAAGGACAAGUACCUGGAUUGAAUUUCCGUUGACGAAUCUGGAUUGGUAAACAAUAACACAUAGGGAGAUUUCAGAGAAAUUUUCCUAAUUUAUUCAGGGCAACGUUAUCAGACCAAAUUUGGCACUUGUUUACUGAAAAUAUCUAACAGAUCACGUGAGUUAUUUUAUAUUUUGUUAAAUAUCUAUUCAUGGUUAUGAGAAACAAUAUCUUCCAUACAUAAGUGUUUAAUUAAUUGAUUAGUUAAAAGUUAAUUAAGAUAAAUUCAGGGCUGAGGCAUGUGAACGUCAUGCUGAAAAAACCGUACAUUAAAACAGUCAAAACGAGGCUGAGCUAUUUUUGUACUUUAAGUGUAUUUGCUGGAACUGAUGGACCAAGACAAAAAACGAUACGUAAUGCUUUAAGUGUAAAAGAAGUAUUUUGAUAAUGCUAAAGCCAGAAGUAUCAAAAAUCGGUUGUUGUGAAAUAUAUCAAUGAUGACUUCAUGCUAUUUCUGUGACAGACAAUCCGUUUAGUAAAAUCUGCGGGUUCAGAAAGCAAAGGUAACAAGCCUUAACUGUAGAUAUAAACAUCCAGAUUGUUCGCAAUCUUUGGUAUAUGAACGCACAUGUUUUAUUGUGAUGACGUACAUGUACAUGUACGUACGUUUAUUGUACCAAAAGUGGAAUUCACAGCGGCCUUAGAAGCAUGUACAGUAAAUGUAAUUAGAAUAUUCUAUCUAUCUAAUAUAUCGGUCUUUUUAUAAACUUGACUACAGACGAUAUCAAGGUUCAAGGGAUCAGAUAGAAAAUAGCCAAUUUGACCUUGCCUUGAUCCGAUCUAUUGUUUCAGGCAAGUUUGCCAAAAUCUGCUGUGCAUUUAUGUACCUUAGCAUGUACAAGUACACAACUGGUUCCGCCAGCCUUGCCUGAAACCAACUCCCUGGUGUCACUGACCUGCGCAGUUUCAAGAAGCGAUGAUUCAUACGUAUUGACGUUGGCUCGGAGCACAAAGCGACUUGCUUGGACCUGUUGCUGGCAUCAAUAUAGCGCUAUAUCUCUGAUGGCGCAGAUAGAAAGAUGAUGAAAUCUCGACGUGUUACUUAGUCAUUGUUAACCCCUUUUCACUGCAGCAUCUUAUUCAUAUGACAAUUUCGAUAUUCAAUUGAGUUACAAUUACUGGAACAUUGAGGCAGUGACACCAGUCUUUUAGAGUGACAAGACAUUCCAUAUUGGAGCAAAAUCAUGAAAUUGGAAUGCAUCUCGAAUUUGACUUUGUCUAAUAAUGAUUUAAUUAUUGACAGUUUGUAACUUGUAUUUGUGAAUGUGCAAUAUAUAAUCAACUAGAGUGACUUCCAUCACGAGGUCAGACUAGAAGUUUCUAUGUAAGAGUUCAUGUACAUGUAUAUAGCGAUGAAGGUUUGGUGUUAAGGUUUCUUCCGAGUGGGCAAUAGGCCCUUUAAUGACUUAGAAAAUGACAUGAAACCCUUCAGAAUCUCACAAUUGAGGGUAUCUGUGCAAUUGAUUUCUAGGUUUUCUGGACAAAAAAUAGAACGGACUUAAACAGGAAAAAGUUAAGACUUUCUUAAAAGUUUAAAAGAGGUAUUGAACGAAGGACUUUGAGAGGUGGAACUGUAAGAUUGAUGGAAUUACAUGGCUUCUGAAUUGGCCUUAUUAUCAGGGAUUUAGUGUAUCUAGUGAGAAAUAUGCAUGAUUAUUUUCAUACCUAGUGGCGAGGUUCUGGUUGUAGCAUAAGGGGAAGCCGUGUCUGACCGGAGUACCGAAUAUGCCUUAUACUAUGCACUGCUGUAAUCGUACACAAUGUUAAAGAGAGGAGUCUUUUGUUCAUAAUAUAAAUAUCGUGUGUCCAAAUGUUAUUUUUGCAGUUUUCUGUGGCAAUGCUAACCAGGAACAGCAUCCUGGGAUCCAGAAUGUCUAUGUGGUUUACGUCAUCAGAUUUCGCAUUCAAUUUCAAAAUCCCGUUCUCUGAUUGGUUGAGACGAAUCACGUCAUUAUGAUUAGAUAAUUCAUGUAUUCAUCAGUUGUAAAUUAUUUUUUUGUACAUCCAGGCUGUAUAUUUGACUUCAACUAUAUUCAAUUUUGUAGAAUUAGACAUUGUGGUUUUCGUAUUUGUAAUUGCACCAUAAAGACGACCUUAUGAUUGUAGUUUUAGAAUUUUAGUUUAUACACCGGUCUGACGUAACAUAAUUGUUGUCAGGCUUGCCUUGUUUUUUUAUUUUGUAGAAUUGUUUUCGUGUUUUCGUGACAGGAUUCUGACUGAAAAUUCUGCAUGAUUAAAAUGCUUUUAUUAAUUGAAUAAUGUGCUGUGACAGUGUCUGAGUGUUGUUCAGUCUAUCGACUGGCAAUUGUGGAAAGUUCUUCGUUCUAGUUUUAAAAUUAAACCAAAAACAUUUUGUGAGACACUUUCAAAUUCUGAUCCUUUAAAGAGUAAAUAUAGUUUGCAGCAAUUUUUGAUAAAUGAUUUUAAAUAAUUUGUACACAGUUAAAUGUAUCUCUGCUCGGUUUAGUGGACAUGCUGGUGGGGGAUUUUCUAAAAGCAACGCAUUGAUUUCACUAUCACAGCUAGCUAAUUGUUUUAGUUUUGUUCAUUUUACACAUGUACUUGGUCUUAUCGUAAAUAUAUAUGUAUCUUAAACUGGUCUCCAGUGCCGUACAACUAUAACUUAAAAUAGUUAUAUAUAGGAAUAAAACUAAAAUGACAGACAGCCUAAGCAAUUAAUGGUUUGAAAUAAGAUUUUUUUAGUGGUGAUUGACACCUCACAAGUAAUUGAAACUUUUAACUUAAAUUUCAUUUUGACUUCUUGGGCUGUCGGCCGUUUUAAAUACAGUUGACCUUAUUUCACUGUCUCCGUGUAUUAUUACUUUCGGUUUGUGUAUCAAGCAGUGCAUUUUGUACUCAUGUGCUGUGCAUCGCACACUUCCUCGUUUCCUCUCCGUACUAUGUAAAAAACAUCUCCACAUUAUGUACUGUAUGUAUAUCUAAAUAUUUGUACAAACUUCAACAAUUGUUGAAAACCUAUAUAUACAUUAUUAUAUUUAUGAUGAUAUGACGAAAGAAUAAAUCUAGUCAUACCUACA
Molecule: messenger RNA, 6597 nt
Organism: Lineus longissimus
Lineage: Eukaryota; Metazoa; Nemertea; Pilidiophora; Heteronemertea; Lineidae
Product: dual specificity protein phosphatase 10-like
Exons: 4
Coding region: 203-1504 (433 amino acids)
Biological process (GO): protein dephosphorylation; negative regulation of MAPK cascade
Cellular component (GO): cytoplasm
Molecular function (GO): MAP kinase tyrosine/serine/threonine phosphatase activity; MAP kinase tyrosine phosphatase activity; protein tyrosine/threonine phosphatase activity
Source: RefSeq, a predicted model, not a curated record